This is a messenger RNA of Salvia splendens (bonfire salvia), 1278 nucleotides long. RefSeq lists its product as uncharacterized. Gene Ontology annotation, molecular function: nucleic acid binding. The coding region runs from base 1 to 1278 and encodes 425 amino acids. Gene Ontology annotation, biological process: DNA integration. Lineage: Eukaryota; Viridiplantae; Streptophyta; Magnoliopsida; Lamiales; Lamiaceae. The record is from RefSeq and is a predicted model, not a curated record. The transcript is spliced from 5 exons.
AUGGCAGCACGGUUGGAGGCUGAGAAAUUCACCGGAAGUUAUAACUUCGGUCUUUGGCGAUUAAAGAUCAAAGCACUGCUUAUCCAGCAAGGAUUAUCUGCAGCGUUGGAAGAAAAGGAGGAUGAUCAGAAGGCCGAAGAGGUGCUCGAUGAAAAGGCGAAGGCCAAGCUAGUUGAGAUCUACGCUAAGGAGCAUAGCGUGGUGAUUUUGUGCCUUUGUGAUAAGAUCAAUGAUGAAGACAAGGCCAUUAUGCUACUAAACGCUCUGUCUAAAAAUUAUGAUCACCUAAGAGAUGCAAUGGUGUACGGGAGGGAAAAGACCAUCACCUUCACUGAGUUUCAAUCAGCUCUACGGGCAAAAGAGUUACAAAAGGGAUCUGCAAAACCUCAAGAGGCAGUCCCUGAAAGUCUUCAUGUUAAGAAAUUCAAGAAGGGAAAAUUCAAGAAAAAGGCUGAUGAUGGAAAGGCUUCUACAUCAGAUCAGAGGGAGACCAGGUCAGUUUUGUUAGGCAAUAACCAUGUAUGCAAUGUGAGGGGGAUUGGUACUGUAAAGCUUAAAAUGCAUGAUGGAUCUAUUAAGUUGUUGAGUGAAGUCCGGUAUAUUCCAGAGAUUAAAAGGAAUCUAGUUUCACUGGUGUUACUGGAGGUAAAAGACUUUACAUUCAUCUCUACCGGUGGGAAAAUGGAAGUCAAGAAAGGGCAUCAUACUGUAAUGGUUGCUGAAAGGAGGAACAACUUGUACUACCUGCUAGUAGAAGCAAUCACUGGUGAUUCAAACUCUGCUAUGAUUGAUGAUUUGAAGCUACGACGUGAUAGGCUUGGGCAUCCUGCAGAAGGUACUCACUACUCUGACUCUCCUCUAGAAUAUGCUCACUUAGACUUAUGGGGCCCUACACCAGUAAAUACUCUUGGUGGGGGAAUGUGCUUAAGAACUGAUAAUGGGCUAGAGUACUUGUCCAAGGAGUUUGAUAUGUUCUGCAAGAAAAAUGGGAUAAGAAGGCAUAGAACAGUCCCAGGCAUUCCACAACAAAAUGGAGUUGCAGAGUGCAUGAAUAGAACAAUCAUGGAACAAGUAAGGUGUAUGCUAUUUGCCUCUGGUUUGAGCAAGAAAUUCUGGGAGGAGGCAGUUUCUACAGCAGCAUAUUUGAUAAAUAAAUGCCCAUCUACAAGCUUGAAAGGUGAUACACCUGACUUUAGGUGGUAUAGAGAUCAUGGUGACUAUUCUAAAGUCAAACUUUUGGGUGCAAGUGUUUUGCACAUGUCAAGCAAGGUAAGCUAG